This is a messenger RNA of Frieseomelitta varia, 5711 nucleotides long. RefSeq names its product ubiquitin thioesterase trabid (gene trbd). Gene Ontology annotation, biological process: protein K29-linked deubiquitination; cell migration; cytoskeleton organization. Gene Ontology annotation, molecular function: cysteine-type deubiquitinase activity; K63-linked polyubiquitin modification-dependent protein binding. The coding region runs from base 944 to 3145 and encodes 733 amino acids. The record is from RefSeq and is a predicted model, not a curated record. The transcript has 8 exons. Gene Ontology annotation, cellular component: cytoplasm; nucleus. Lineage: Eukaryota; Metazoa; Arthropoda; Insecta; Hymenoptera; Apidae.
AUUGUCAAAACCUAUUUUCUCAACGAAGUCCGCAGUUUUGCAUGCCAGUAUCGUAGGAAAACAUCAUGACUGCGUUCGAUUCGUAGAGAGAAAAGAGGCGGAGAGUGCAACCGCGAGACAGAUAGCGUAUCCGUUUCGGAGGAGUGAGUGAGUGCAGAGAAAGUUUUCUCGUCUCGUUUCGCUCGUCGCGUUUCACCCGUUCGACGAGUGACGUGCCUCGGGUCUUCGUCGGUGGGGAAGAAGAUUUACUUGGAUAUUAACGCAAAAACUCAAGAAGACGCGGGCUUCCUCCUUCGUGAAGAAUCCAUCGCGCGACCGUGCGUCUUAACCUUUUUUUCUAUUGUUUUAAAUGCGAUUAAAGCGAACCGCUAGCCGUGGUGUGUGAUUCCUACGGAUCGACAACUGUCCUCACGUCACUUUCGUCAGCGAUCGACCGAUGCAUAGUACUUCGAUGGAGCUUAUUCGCGCGUGACACCAACUUUCGGGACACCAGGCUCGACUUUUGCCAGGUAGCCCCAAUUCCGAUCUACCACCACGUGUAUAUAAACUUUACUUUGUUUCGGACAAAUUCUAUUCAUCCGUUUAUCCUUGACGCGACGCUUGCACGACACGCAGAGAUUUUGGUAGCUGUCUACAUUUACAUAACUGUGGCAGCUUUUAUUUUCCUACAUACGAUCAACAUGUUUACCACAUGACAUGAACUUCAUUCUGUGACAAGUACAUAAUAUCAUUAAUAUUUAUGGAAAUUAUCUUUGCGUCGUAUUUUAUGACACAAAAUAUGAGAAAUUUUAUUAUUACAUGCAAUAACAAUUUAACAAGUAUUUAAUGUAACUUUUGACACCACGUUUAUGCUUUAUAAAUAAUUUUAAGUAGCGUACCAACAUCACAUUGUCUAUACAUUAAAGACAAUAAUAUUUACACAAUAAAGGGCCAUAUAGAGAAAAUGAAUAGCAGGCUUGAAGAACAAGAAUCAAAAUGGACAUGUGAAUAUUGUACAUACGAGAAUUGGCCUUCAUCACUGAAAUGCACAAUGUGCAGAGGUGCCAAGCCUUUGUUAGGGGAGGAUAUUUAUCGCCUAAGAGAUCCAAGUCCCCAGAGGUCUGGAUCAAACGUUGCAUCUGGCCCAGUAACUCAUUUAAGUCCAACAGAUUCUUACAAUCUUAGUUCUCAAAAUGUACCAUUGGGAAAGUGGUCUUGUACAAUGUGUACCUAUCUUAAUUAUCAAAAUACCACACGUUGUGUUCAGUGUGGAAAUAGAAAACCUACAGGUCUCAAUCAGUCAAUACACUCCUUAGCCUCAAAUUUGCAUGAACAUCUAGCACCUCUUAGGCUAGGAGAUCCGCCACCAAACUCAGGAUCAAAUCCUCCUCCAAUAAACUUACAUCCGGAAAGAUAUUACAAUUUACAAACUAAUUUACAUCCUGAAAAGUGGUCUUGUCUUAUAUGUACUUACGAAAAUUGGCCAAAAGCCACAAAGUGUGUGAUGUGUGGUAAUCCUAAAGAAAAAGAUAGAAGAGACAGAACAACUAAUAAUGUGGGUGUUAUUUUACCAAGUCCAGAAAGAGAUCAUAGUCAACGUAACUUACCUUCUCCACCUCAUGCACCUUAUAUACAUCAAAACCAGAGAGAUGAGAAUUUGGCUGUGGGACGAAGGACUUCACAUAGAUAUCCUGAUAGCAGAAAUGACAAUUUGUCAACUCCUCAAUCCCCUAAUAAUUGUGAUUAUGAGCGUAGACUAAAACAAUUGAGGCGUCAUACAGAUUGGUGCUGGUUAAAUGCGUGUCUUGGCAUUGUGGAAGGCGACAAUGCUCCUGUUGAAGCUUAUUUAGCAAGUGGUGGUGAUCCUGCUCGUCAAUUGACGCAUUCAGAAGUUCUGCUUCUAAAUAGAAGUAGUGCUUUUGAUGUUGGACAUACCUUAGUACAUUUAGCUAUUAGAUUUCAAAGAGAGGAUAUACUAGCAACAUUAUUAUCACAAAUUGAAGGUUCUGGAUCUGGAGUAAAAAGAGUACCAAGUUAUGUUGCACCAGAUUUGGCUGCUCAAAUACGCAGACAUGUCACUAAUAGUAUCCGGUUACGCAAGGGUUCUUUUCCAUGUUAUUUUGUCACUGAUAUAGCUACAUUUGCUUUGCCUGCUGAGGUUGAAGAUUUACCAAGUAUAGUGCAAGAACAAAUGUUGGAAGAAUUAUUGGACAAAGAAGCUCAACAACAAUUAGAAGGUGGUGGUGGAGAACCACCAGCAUUAAAUUGGUCUUUAGAAAUUACUGAACGUUUAGGAAGUCGCUUACAUGCACUUUGGAAUAGAUCUGCUGGAGAUUGUUUGUUAGAUUCUGUAAUGCAAGCUACUUGGGGCGUUUUUGAUCGAGAUAAUGCUUUAAGAAGAGCUCUUGCUGAUUCUCUACAACAAGCUGGUCAAUUUUUUUAUCCUCGAUGGAGAGAAUACGAAGCAUCUCAAGCGUCUAGAAUGUUGGAUUUUACAUUAGAAGAGACUCAGUGGCAAGAGGAUUGGGAAAGUUUACUAGCAACAGCUGCUCAACCAGGGAGUGCUUUGGAGCAGUUACAUGUAUUUGCUCUUGCCCACAUUUUAAGGCGACCUAUUAUUGUUUAUGGGGUUAAAUAUGUUAAAAGUUUUAGGGGCGAAGAUAUAGGUUAUGCAAGAUUUGAAGGUGUUUACCUUCCACUUUUAUGGGAACCUUCAUUUUGUAUUCGUUCGCCUAUUGCUUUGGGUUAUACGCGUGGACAUUUCACGGCUUUAGUUCCCAUUGAACCAUACGCAUCGUCCAGAAUACCACCUCUUUCAUCUCAUGGUGGUGGUAAUAGUCCACUUCAACAGUUGCAAAUACAAAUGCAGACAACAUUCAUGCCAUUGAUGGACCGAGAACAUAAACUUUUACCAAUACAUUUUCUGAGUUUGGAAGAAGUAGGCCGAGAAGAAUCUAUUUUAAAAGAAUGGCUUGACGUAUGCAGAACUGAAGGUGGUAUCCUUGUUGCGCAACAAAAACUACACAAAAGACCUUUAUUAGUAGCACAAAUGCUAGAAGAAUGGCUAAAUCAUUAUCGAAGACUCGCUCAAACUAACAAUGCACCUUUUUUGAGACCAGCAGUUUUACAAGAUUACAGUAGCGACGGAGAUACAGAAGACGAAUAACGAGGUGGAAUCGAAGUUAUCAAAUUCAACAGAGAAGACCUUUUUCAUAAUUUCAACACAAGAUCUCAGAGAUUCGCAGUUUUUUGAAUACAGCAAAAGAAGGUGUAUGAAUGUUACGACACACACGUUCAUUGACAAUGUAUCAUUUUCGAAUGAUAUUUGUACAUUAAUAUUGGUUGUUGAACCACAGAACAUCUAAAGUCUCAUCGAUUCGUAUUAUUUAAUUAUACAAGUAGUUACUGUAUUAUUCUGUUGUUACUUAAUCACGAGACUGCGCAAUAAGUAGUUCUGUUGCCAAAGUGCGAUUUUGGGUAUCAAAGCAGUAAGUUAACGAGUGAAAUUUUUUGUUACAGCUAGUAGUGUUUCAAUUAGAGUUAGUUUUUCUCGAUAAGUUGAGUAUUAUCGAGGAUAUGUAAUGUUAAUCUUCACAAUAUGUUUACGACUAAACUGUUGUGUCUGUAACACCAAUAAGAGUUCCUUCAACGUGCGGUGACCAAAGUAAGGACAUGAUUCACUUUCCAAAAUAUCAAGUCAAGUAGCCUCUAUCUGAAUACAUUCAUGUUCACGAAUAGUAAAAUCUACAUAAUGCCAGAAAUAAUUACAGAUUCAUGUCUUAAUAUCACUUGACAACCAUUAAUGAUGUUAAAGUCACCUCCAUGAAAUUUUGACAAUUCUGAACUCGAGAUAGAGUGUUCAGUUUAUAACAUUUAUGUAUAAUUAGCUAGCAAGUUUAUUUUCUUUAUUCAAUGAGAAGAGCACAACGGUUGUUUAACAUUAGUAAUUGCAUUGUAAUUUCUCUGAGUCUCUUGAAGUUAGAAAUUGUUAAACUACAAGCUGAAAAUGACAAGGAUCCAAAAUAUAUAGAUAAUCUACUUUGUGAUCUCGUUGAGAGAUACAAAUUCGAUCUCUAUCUCUCAUUGUUAAAAAAAUAUACGAAUAAUUGUAUAUUUUGAGUUUAAAAUCCAUAAUGGGAUACAAAGUUCGUAUCUAAGUUAAUUAAGAUUUAAUGUAAAAAAACAUCGAUAUUUUAUUUUUUGGUUGCUUUCAUAAAAUGUGUCACAAAAAUUGUGCAAAAUGCAUUACUGUUAUAUUCAUAGAAAGUAAAGGAAUUAAGGAUGAAAGGAUUUUCGUUUGUAAGUUAUGAAAAAAGAAAGAGAAAAGAAGAAAAAAGUGUAUUUGACGAAGAAUGUAAAUUAGAUGUUUGUAAAAAUUAUUGGUUGCACUUUUUGUCCGAUCAUACGUGUGAAAGUACUCAGAAACUCUGGUACGACUUAUGUGAUUUUUAAAGAUAAGUAAACCUAAAGGCCGGAGAAAAAAUUCUGUAAUCGUCCUUUGAUCACUUGUUAACUCUGAGCUGUGUUAAUAUUAAUGUAAAAGUGAGUUGGCGAAACCGAAUUACAACGACACUUUUCUCUGAUUAGAGGCAAGGCGCAGCGUUGUACUUUUUCCGUAGUCGCUUCCGGUAUGUGUAAACGUAAUCGUAUCGAUUAAGAUGUACUUUUUGCGAAAACGAAGGAGGUGAAUAGAGCAAACGGAGGAAGAAGAAAGGAAGGGAGGAGAAGAAAUUGAAGAUGAAAAUGAAGAGGGAAGAAUGUGAAGAGGGGGUAGAUAAAAGUAUGACAAGAGCAACAUUGUGCAAGUGGAUCAAUCGUACGUAUGGUGUAGUCACCACGAAUAUAGCAGUAAAAUAGAAACUUUUAUAAAACAAGGUAAAAAAAAAAAAAAAAAUGAUGAAGCGAAUAUGAGAACAGAGAAACAAGUAGUACUAUUUAAAUACCAAGUUAUAUGCCUGGUGUGUGUGAGUGUAUAUAUUAUAUACACUGUAUAUGUAAUACGAGAUAUUCGUGAAUGGACAAAGAUUUAAUGGUAACUAGCUCGGCCAAAUAAUGAACCCUAAUCAAAAAAGUACAAAAAAUCGUAAGAGGGAAAUGAUAACGUUUCUGUAUGAGAACGUGUUAUAUUACACAUGUGGUACCGCUUAAAGUUUAGUCUCGUUUUUACUAAUUCUAAUGUAGCCUCUAGUCCUUUUUAGCACUGUCGUUUUUUCUAAUCACAUGCGCAGCAUGUGAUUUAAUUAUUGCGUGAUUAUCUGAAGGGCUCGAUAACGUUCGGAUAGAAGAAUGAUGUUUCACAAGUCAAUUCCAAAAAAAAAUUAGAAAAAAAAGGAAAAAAUGAAAAAAAAAAACAAAUGUUUAACGAAGUAGCGCCGUGUCGAAUGAGCAACGACUUUAUCGUUAUUUUAUACUCUUUUUUUCUGUUUGUUCUUUUACAUUUUUUUAUUUUUUCCUUUCCCCUUGUCCAAUUAUGGCCUCGUUUACGUGAAUUUAAGCGACAAGAGUACACGAUCAUUUUUCAUCUGUUUGAAGAAAAAAAAAAAGAAAAGAAAAAAGAGAAAAGAGCGAAACGUUCUCGGGACACGGCGUUACAUAUGGUGGAAUUAUAAUAUAAAAAGAAGAUCAACAAAAAGAAAAAAAAAAGACACUGAUGGUGUAUUUUCUUUCCCCUCGUUAAUGUGUAAGUGUUUCUCGCUCGUGUUGCCAGAAUUUACUCUUGGCAGGUGAUAAAA